CGUGAAGCUACCUUCUACACUUGUACUGUUCUACUGAGUGAGUGUGGAAGAUUUAAAUGGUAACCAUGUCUCGGGGAUCUAUAGAAAUCCCCCUGCGGGACACUGACGAGGUUAUCGAGCUUGACUUUGAUCAGCUUCCUGAAGGUGACGAAGUCAUCAGUAUCCUCAAACAGGAACACACACAGCUGCACAUAUGGAUAGCACUUGCUCUGGAGUAUUACAAACAAGGAAAGACAGAGGACUUUGUGAAGCUGCUGGAGGCAGCACGUAUCGAUGGAAAUCUAGACUACAGGGACCAUGAGAAAGACCAGAUGACUUGUCUGGACACUCUGGCUGCUUACUAUGUCCAACAGGCACGCAAAGAGAAGAACAAGGAUGCAAAGAAGGACCUCAUUAAUCAGUCCACCCUCCUUUACACCAUGGCAGACAAGAUUAUCAUGUAUGAUCAGAACCAUUUGCUGGGAAGAGCCUGCUUUUGCCUUCUGGAAGGAGAUAAAAUGGAUCAGGCAGAUGCUCAGUUUCACUUUGUCCUGAAUCAGUCCACAAACAACAUCCCUGCACUGCUAGGCAAAGCUUGUAUUUCUUUUAACAAGAAGGAUUACAGAGGAGCUUUGGCCUACUAUAAAAAAGCACUUCGUACAAACCCUGGCUGUCCAGCUGAGGUGAGACUUGGAAUGGGUCACUGCUUUGUGAAACUCAACAAGCUAGAGAAAGCUCGUCUGGCCUUCAGUCGUGCCCUGGAGCUCAACCCAAAGUGUGUGGGUGCACUGGUGGGCCUCGCCAUCCUCGAGCUCAACAGCAAAGAGGCUGACUCUGUCAAAAAUGGAGUGCAGUUACUGUCCAGGGCUUACACCAUCGACCCAAGCAACCCCAUGGUGCUCAACCACUUGGCCAACCACUUUUUCUUUAAAAAGGAUUAUAGCAAAGUCCAGCAUCUGGCUCUUCAUGCUUUUCACAACACAGAGGUGGAGGCCAUGCAAGCAGAGAGCUGCUAUCAGCUAGCUCGUUCCUUCCAUGUUCAGGAGGACUAUGACCAAGCCUUUCAGUACUACUACCAGGCUACACAGUUUGCCUCAUCCACCUUCGUUUUGCCAUUCUUUGGCCUGGGUCAGAUGUAUGUGUAUCGUCGGGACAAGGAGAACGCUGCACAGUGCUUUGAGAAGGUUUUGAAGGCUUACCCUAACAACUAUGAGACCAUGAAAAUUCUGGGGUCCCUUUACGCCACUUCUGAUGAUCAGGAGAAAAGAGAGAUUGCUAAAGGACAUCUGAAGAAAGUUACUGAGCAGUAUCCUGAUGACGUAGAAGCAUGGAUUGAGCUUGCUCAGAUUCUGGAACAGACAGACAUUCAGGGUGCUCUCUCUGCAUAUGGCACAGCCACUCGCAUCCUCCAGGAGAAGGUGGAAGCUGAUGUGCCUCCUGAGAUACUUAACAAUUUGGGGGCUUUACAUUUUAGACUCGGGAACCUUGGGGAAGCAAAGAAAUAUUUUCUAGCUUCUCUGGAAAGAGCUAAAGCAGAAGGUGAGCACGAUGAGCAUUACUACAACGCCAUCUCGGUCACCACUUCGUACAACCUGGCCCGACUCUACGAAGCUAUGUGUGAAUUCCACGAGGCUGAGAAGCUCUACAAGGACAUUCUGAGAGAACAUCCCAACUAUGUGGACUGUUACUUGAGACUUGGAGCAAUGGCACGUGACAAAGGCAACUUCUACGAGGCGUCUGACUGGUUCAAAGAAGCCCUUCAGAUCAACCAGGAUCACCCGGACGCUUGGUCCUUGAUUGGAAAUCUCCACUUGGCUAAGCAGGAGUGGGGUCCUGGGCAGAAGAAGUUUGAGCGAAUCUUGAAGCAGCCUUCCACUCAGAAUGAUACCUACUCCAUGCUGGCACUGGGCAAUGUGUGGCUGCAGACGUUGCACCAGCCUACCAGGGAUCGGGAAAAGGAAAAAAGACACCAGGAUAGAGCCUUAGCAAUAUAUAAGCAAGUCCUGAGGAACGAUGCUAAAAAUCUGUAUGCUGCUAAUGGUAUAGGAGCUGUCUUGGCCCACAAGGGUUAUUUUCGUGAAGCACGUGACGUGUUUGCCCAGGUCAGGGAGGCGACGGCCGAUAUCAGUGACGUCUGGCUGAACCUGGCACACAUUUAUGUGGAGCAGAAACAGUACAUUAGCGCCGUGCAAAUGUAUGAGAACUGCCUGAAGAAAUUCUACAAGUACCAAAACACUGAGGUGCUGUUGUACCUUGCACGGGCACUCUUUAAGUGUGGAAAAUUGCAAGAGUGCAAACAGAUGCUGCUCAGGGCUCGACACGUGGCACCCAACGACACCGUGCUGAUGUUCAACGUGGCACUGGUACUGCAGAGACUGGCUACACUGGUGCUGAAGGAUGAGAAGAGCAACCUGAAAGCUGUACUGAGUGCCGUAAAGGAGCUUGAGCUUGCUCACAGGUACUUCAGCUAUCUCGGUAAAGCAGGAGACAAGAUGAGAUUCGACUUGGCACUUGCUGCAAGUGAAGCAAGGCAGUGCUCAGACUUGCUGAGCCAAGCGCAGUACCAUGUGGCCCGGGCCCGUAAACAGGACGAGGAGGAGAAGGAACUGCGUGCCAAGCAGGACCAGGAGCGAGAACUGCUGAGGCAGCAGGUCCUCCGUGAACAGGAGGAGAGGAAAAACAAGGAGGCUGAGGAGCAGAAGAAGCUAUUGGAGCAAAGAGCGCAGUAUGUGGAGAAGACCAAAAACCUCCUUACCUUCACAGAGUCGAUGAAGGAGUCUAACAAAGAGAAGAAGAGAGGUGGUGGACGGCGCAAAAAAGGUGCAGAUUUCGAUGACUUUGUUAAUGAUGACUCUGAUGAAGACCUGCCCAUCAGGAGGAAGAAAAAGAAGCCAGGUCGCAGCGAACAGGAGGAUGAAGGAGAAGAGGGAGAGAAGAAGCCACGCAAGAAACGCAGAAGACCAGCUAAAGCUGAAGAAGAUGGCAGUGACGACGAGGACGGAGAAUCAAGACCCAAAAAACAACGCAAACCCAAAGAACGCAAGAAGGCAGUAAAUACACCUAAACCAGAGCGCAUGCCACCUUCUUUUAAAGGGAAGAUCAAAUCCAAGGCUAUCAUUUCCUCCUCUGACUCUUCGGAUGAGGAUGGACUGAAAAUAGCAGAGGACAGGAACCGGGACAGCGGCUCCGGCUCGGACGACAGCGGCCACCAGAAACGCAUCGCUUCAGACAGCGAGUCGGACCACGGAGAUCGUAACCGCUCCGCAAACUCGGACGACGAAUCCGGCAGCGAGCGGCCGGUAAAGAAGCGAGCCUUACCUCAGUCGGAUUCUGAGCAGUCGGACAACGGGGGCAAGAGGAGCCGCUCCGAAUCUGAGGAGGAGUCACGGGCCGGAUCUCCUGCGCCAGCUUCGGAUCAGGGUUCCGACAAUGAGGGGUCGCCACGACGCUCGGAAAACGAGUCUGGGCCCGAGGGAUCUAACAACGAGGCCUCCAACCGAGGCUCUGACGAAGACAGUGACUGAGCUUAGCAGCAGGAAUGUGGUUGUAAUGACGCGAGAGGCUCUGAGCCAUUUUUUAUUUUAGCCCAUGUUUAGCGUAGGUUGCUAUAACGUUACUUUUUGGGACAGAUUUAUCAGCAGGAUGAGCAGACAGUGCUCUAAUUUGCUUUGUGUUGUCAUCGGAAACAAUGAUUUCAUGAUUUGGUGGAUAUUACAAGAUAAACUGUGGUUCUUAAAUAUUCCGAGUGUGUUUGUGCUGUAUGGAAAGAAUGAAUCAUUUUGAAACUGUUCUGCACACUUUCCUGUUUUUUUACUUUCCUGAAAAGACCCUGUUUAUAUCUGCCUGUUGGAAGUGGACUGUGGUCAGGAUUAAAUCUAUUCCACAUGCUUUUACCCUGUCGUCGGUUCGAAACCCAUUUUAGUCUUACAAUAUUCAAAUCAGCUCAUUUCAUUUGACCACAAACCCAAAAGCAAAUGAAUUGUUUUAAAUUUCAUUAAUUAUUAACUGCUUUAUUCUGAUCAGGGUCACACAGGGAAACGGUGGGUGCAAAAGGCAGGUGCACCCAGGACAGAUCGUCCAUCCCUCGCAUCCCUUGGACGGCAGGCUGGUCUACAGCGGUGGUGGGCUAGAAUAAUGGACAGCUGCACCACCCAAGCUCCAUAAGUGCAAAGGUGUAAAGUAGAAAUUCUUCAAUACUGUACUUAACUAUGUUCUGGGAAAGGGGGGUAGUAUUGAUGCUUUACUUUAAUAAACUCAUUAUUUGA
Molecule: messenger RNA, 4244 nt
Organism: Trichomycterus rosablanca
Lineage: Eukaryota; Metazoa; Chordata; Actinopteri; Siluriformes; Trichomycteridae
Gene: ctr9
Product: CTR9 homolog, Paf1/RNA polymerase II complex component
Exons: 23
Coding region: 57-3503 (1148 amino acids)
Biological process (GO): regulation of DNA-templated transcription; RNA processing; transcription elongation by RNA polymerase II
Cellular component (GO): Cdc73/Paf1 complex
Molecular function (GO): RNA polymerase II complex binding
Source: RefSeq, a predicted model, not a curated record